Molecule: messenger RNA, 975 nt
Organism: Urocitellus parryii (Arctic ground squirrel)
Lineage: Eukaryota; Metazoa; Chordata; Mammalia; Rodentia; Sciuridae
Source: RefSeq, a predicted model, not a curated record
AUGAGGGCUGUGGUGACUCUGGUGUCCCUGCUCCUCCUGGGUGCCCAGGCCCAACAUGAGUGGUCCUACUCAGAGGGGGGACUGGAAGAGGACCUCUGGCCGCAGGAAUACCCGGCCUGCGGGGGACACAGGCAGUCGCCCAUUGACCUGCAGCAGAAUAAGGUGCGCUUCAACCCGGCUCUGAAGGCGCUGAACCUGACGGGCUACCAGGAGGACCGCGGGGACGAGUUUACCAUGAUCAACAAUGGCCACACAGUGCAGAUCAACCUGCCUCCUACCAUGCGCAUGAUGGCCCCUGAUGGCACCGAGUACAUCGCCAAGCAGAUGCACUACCACUGGGGCGGUGGGUCCUCGGAGGUCAGCGGCUCCGAGCACACCAUUGACGGGAUCAGACAUGUGAUUGAGAUCCACGUUGUCCACUACAACGCGAAAUACGACAGCUACGACAUAGCCAAGGACGCGUCGGACGGUUUGGCCGUCCUAGCAGCCUUUGUGGAGGUCAAUGAGUAUGCUGAGAACACUUACUACAGCACCUUUAUCGCCCACUUGGCCGACAUCAGGUACCCAGGACAAAGAACAAUUCUGAGAGGCCUUGACAUUCAGGACAUGCUGCCCGGGGACCUCCACCACUACUACACCUACGAGGGGUCGCUCACCACUCCCCCCUGCACGGAGAAUGUCCACUGGUUUGUGCUGGCAGAUUCCGUCAAGCUCUCCAGGUCUCAGGUGUGGAAGCUGGAGAACUCCCUGCUGAACUUCCGGAACGAGACCCUGCACAACGACUACCGCAAGACGCAGGCCCUGCACCGCCGCGUGGUGGAGGCCAACUUCCAGUACUUCCCCAACCAGGAAUAUAUUCUAGGCUCUGAGUUCAGGUUUUACCUAAACGAGAUCAACGACAACCUCGAGUACUUGCYGUCAGCUCCACCCCAGGAGAAGCCUGCCUUGGUUCCUGACCUGAUCACCGAGGUCUGA